Molecule: messenger RNA, 728 nt
Organism: Lycium barbarum (goji berry)
Lineage: Eukaryota; Viridiplantae; Streptophyta; Magnoliopsida; Solanales; Solanaceae
Product: costars family protein
Exons: 2
Coding region: 302-565 (87 amino acids)
Biological process (GO): regulation of actin filament-based process
Source: RefSeq, a predicted model, not a curated record
CACCCCACAAGGCCCAUACAUCAAAGAAUUGUAGAACACAAGACCUAGCUGUGUUAAGAGAAGAUGUUUCUAGAAGCACCUAGGACCACUGGAACCCUCCCCAGUCAAUAACGGGAAAAGGAGUCUUUAUAUUUAGUAGUUUAUUAAAUUUAAAUAAAACUCGAAAAUUCUACACAAACCCCCUCUUUAUUUCUCUCCUUUAAACCCCCCAUUCGUUUGGCUCACAAAAUCUCAAUAAGGAGUGCGUGGAACAGAGAUUCUAGAAGAUUCUAUUGUUUGAAUACUCAAAGUGGUAGGAAGGAUGAACGUUGAAGAAGAGGUUGAACGACUUAAAGAAGAGAUCAAGCGACUCGGCGUACCCCAACAUGAUGGUUCUUACAAGGUAACAUUUGGAGUGCUGUUUAAUGAUGACAGAUGUGCCAACAUCUUUGAGGCGCUAGUUGGAACAUUAAGGGCUGCAAAGAAAAGGAAAUUCCUAACUUACGAUGGUGAGCUCCUCCUCCAAGGAGUUCAUGACAACGUCGAAAUCAUUCUCAAGCCACCACUUGCUGCUGCCACUUCGUAAGGCAAUGCUCUGUACCUUUUUUAAUUAUUCUACUUUUUGAUUGGGAGUGUGUACAAGUUACUGGACAUGGCAAAUUAUUUUACCCGGGAUGGGGCGUGUGUGUGUGUGUGAUGUACUUCAUCAGGUUAACUUCUAUAUUAUUCACAUCUCCAGCUUCAGAAAA